This is a messenger RNA of Aphanomyces invadans, 1521 nucleotides long. RefSeq lists its product as hypothetical. Gene Ontology annotation, biological process: RNA processing. Lineage: Eukaryota; Oomycota; Saprolegniomycetes; Saprolegniales; Verrucalvaceae. Bases 1 to 1455 code for a protein of 484 amino acids. Gene Ontology annotation, molecular function: RNA nuclease activity; protein binding; RNA binding. The record is from RefSeq and is a predicted model, not a curated record. The transcript has 9 exons.
AUGCACCCUUCGCACGGGCAGCACGCCGCGUUGCAUGCCGGGCCACCACCGGCGUCCAUGUUCAUGCCGACGGCAUCGCAUGAGUCCCACACACCGAUGAUGGCGUUACAUCAAGCGCCGCCGAUGCACCCUGACGACACCCCGACCAGGCCGCCGCAUCUCCACCCGGACGGGCUCCUCAAUCUUCGCGCGCUGCACGGCGACGACACGAUCAACGGGGAAGUGACGUUUCCGACGGGCCGGGACGCCAAGUACUUUUUGCAGGACUAUUGCUUCAACCAGAACAAAGCGAUGAAGCUUCGUGUGGGCAAGAACAGCGGCAACUCGAAAACGUUUGUGUGCACGUCCGAGCCGCACUGCGAGUGGCGCGUUGUCGCGACCAAGAGCAAGCGCAAGAACGAAGACGCGUGCUUUUACUUUUCCACGAUCCACAAUAUCCACUCCCCCGGUUGUGUGUCGACGCGAAAGCCGUCCGAGCGGCAGCACAUGCUCCUGACGUCGUCGUCGUUGCCGUACAACGUGCUGGGCGACCCUCUGCACGCCCCCACCGAGCACACCCAUCCCGUGGCGAAAAAACCCCGCCGCAUCAACCCAGUGGACAAGGUCGUCAAGACCCUGGUCGACUCGAACGUCGACCGCCACAAGCUGUCCAUCAAGGCAAUCCAACAUUUGUUUCAGAGUGUUCAUGGCCAUUCCAUCAGCGCCCACACCGCCACUCGAGCCAAGCAGACCUUUUUCGGUUUGACACAGCAUCCAGUGCCACCCGCGCCUUCCUCCCAGCCGCCGCAGCAUUACAAAGCCAGACACCCCAGCGGCGGCGCGACGCCCGACCUGCGUCCGGCAUUCCAGCUUCGCGACUUGCACGAGCUUGUCGAGGAAUCCAAAAUGGUAGAGGCCGCGUUCGGCCGCGCGGCGGCGGUGGGCGAUUUGUCGGCUGUACAAACUCUGCUUCGAAACGUCGACGUCGUUGCAUCGAGCGGCCACCAUGCGCUUUUGGCCGCGACCAAGGGCCAGCACUUGAGUGUUGUCGACUGCUUGUUGAGCCAUGGCGCAAACACCGAAGCGAUAGACGAGCACGGUGCGACAGCGCUGAUGGUGGCCGUGCACAUGGGCCAUUUUCACAUUGCCAAGUGCCUUCUUGACCAUGGCGCGCGUGUGGACACGACCGACGACACGUCCAAGACGCCGUUGAUGGUGGCUGCGCGGAAUGGCCAUUUGAAGCUCGUCAAGCUACUGUGCAAGCGCCAGGCUGCCGUCGACAUGGCCGACGAAGACGAUAACACAGCGCUUCUGCUCGCCACGCAACGCGGCCACACGGACGUCGUCAACUUUUUGCUCAAGAAAGGCGCGAAUCGACACGUUCAGAACUUGGACGGGCAAGAUGCCGUGUCAGUCGCCGCCGCACUCCACAGCUACGAGAUGGGCCAACUCUUUGCCGUGCCUAGCAAUAUCUAACAACCGAAACGAACGCAGCCAUGAAAUGUACACUCGGUCAGGUGGGACAGCACGCACGUUCGCAUG